This is a messenger RNA of Psylliodes chrysocephalus, 988 nucleotides long. Lineage: Eukaryota; Metazoa; Arthropoda; Insecta; Coleoptera; Chrysomelidae. The record is from the annotation of a GenBank genome assembly.
GUUCAUUUGCCUGGUUUUUUGAUCUAUCACUCUCCCAGGUGUCAACAGUGUCACAUGUCAUUGUCAAUAAAAGCAACUGUCAUCGUUGAAAAGUACAAGUUUGGAUUUUGGAUCCUUUUGUAGUUGUCGGUUUAUUUUUUGUAUAGUUUGGAUAAAUCUGAAUUAAAAAUGGCUCGUCGUUAUGAUACGAGAACAACUAUAUUUUCCCCCGAAGGAAGGCUGUACCAAGUUGAGUAUGCCAUGGAGGCUAUCUCUCACGCAGGUACUUGUUUAGGUAUUUUAGCAAACGAUGGAAUUUUGUUAGCUGCUGAAAGACGCAACACAAACAAGUUAUUGGAUGAAGUCUUCAUUUCAGAAAAAAUAUACAAGCUAAAUGAAGAUAUGGUAUGUAGUGUAGCUGGAAUUACUUCGGAUGCAAAUGUAUUAACAAAUGAGCUUCGUCUGAUUGGACAAAGAUAUUUAUAUCAGUAUGCAGAAUCUAUUCCUUGUGAACAAUUAGUUUCUUGGUUGUGUGAUGUAAAACAAGCUUAUACUCAAUAUGGAGGAAAGCGCCCAUUUGGUGUUUCAAUUUUGUAUAUGGGUUGGGAUAAGCAUUAUGGCUACCAGCUGUACCAAUCUGACCCAAGUGGAAAUUAUUCUGGUUGGAAAGCAACUUGCAUAGGAAAUAACAGUUCCGCUGCCAUUUCAAGUUUGAAACAGGAAUACAAAGAAGGUGAAAUGACAUUGAACUCUGCAAAGGGUUUAGCUGUCAAAGUUCUUGCAAAAACUUUGGACAUGGCUAAACUCACCUCAGAAAAGGUUGAAAUGGCUACUCUUACACGUAAAGAUGACAAAACGAUUAUAAACAUUUUGAAUAGUAAAGAAGUUGAAGAGCUUAUUUCUGAAUAUGAAAAGUCUGAAGCAGCAGCAGAAGCUACCAAGAAGCAAGAACAAAAAGCAGCUGCUUAAUCAAUUUCUUUAAUUUUGUACUGUUUUAAGUUAAAAUAGG